CGCAGUCCGCACGAACAUCCAGUUGGUCCUGGCGGAGGAUCAGAACAGAAUCCCGAGUCCUGGGCAACUUCCAGCGGAGAGGGGAAUCCCAUCUUCUCCGCCUGGCCUGCAACUGGAAUGGGAAGCGAAUUCACAGACUUGACAGAUGGCAGGUGUACUGGUGCCCGCCGCCGCACCAACCGCGCGGGCGCGGCGCAGCCUUUCCGGGAGUAGUUGUUGGCGCCAGUGGGGAUCGGAUGGAGAACGCAACGCGCCACAGCUACAAGAAGGCGGCCGCGGCCGGGACACCAAACUGAGGUCACACCACCACACCAACCCCCCCGACUCCGCGCGCGUAUCCAUCCCAUCCAUCUUCCAUCCCCCACGGUUUUAGUUGCUGCCCCGAGUCUCCCUCGCCUCUACGAUCGGCGGCGGCGGCAGCAUGGCCCGCGAGGCCCACUUCGGCGGGGACGACGCGGCGGCAGCGGCGGCGGCCAAGGACAAGAACGCCGAAGCCGACGCCGGCGCCGCGUCGGCGGCCACGGCCGCGCCGGGCGGUGGGCACAAGAAGCUGUCCCUGGUGCCGCUCAUCUUCCUCAUCUUCUUCGAGGUGGCGGGUGGCCCCUACGGCGCGGAGCCCGCGGUGCAGUCGGCGGGCCCGCUCUACGCGCUGCUGGGCUUCCUCGUCUUCCCCUUCAUCUGGGCCAUCCCGGAGGCGCUCGUCACCGCCGAGCUCUCCACCGCCAUGCCGGGCAACGGGGGGUUCGUCCUCUGGGCCGACCGCGCCUUCGGCCCCUUCUCGGGCUCCCUCAUGGGCACCUGGAAGUACGUGUCCGGGGCCAUCAACGGCGCCGCCUUCCCGGCCCUCUGCGCCGACUACCUCGCCCGUGUCGUGCCCGCCGUCUCCGGAGGCGGGCCCCGGACCGCCACCAUCGUCGCCUUCAACGUCGCGCUCACGGUGGUCAACUACACGGGGCUCACUGUCGUGGGGUGGUCCGCCGUCGGGCUGGGCGUCGCGUCGCUCUCGCCGUUCCUGCUCAUGUCCGGCGUCGCGCUGCCCAAGAUCCGGCCCCGGCGGUGGGGCGGCGUGGCGCCCGAGAAGGACUGGAAGCUCUUCUUCAACACGCUCUUCUGGAACCUCAACUACUGGGACAGCGUCAGCACCAUGGCCGGCGAGGUGGAGCGCCCCGGGAAGACGCUGCCCAAGGCGCUCGUCUCCGCCGUCGCCAUGACAUCGCUCGGGUACCUGCUGCCGCUCAUGGCCGCCACGGGCGCCAUCGACGUCGCGCCGGAGGACUGGGGGAACGGAUUCUUCGCGGACGCCGCAGGCAUGAUCGCGGGCAGGUGGCUCAAGUACUGGAUCGAGGUGGGCGCGGUGCUGUCCUCCAUCGGCCUCUACUCGGCGACGCUGAGCAGCGCGGCGUUCCAGCUGCUGGGCAUGGCGGACCUUGGCCUCCUCCCGUCCGCCUUCGCGACGCGCGCCCCGGUCUUCAACACGCCCUGGGUCAGCAUCGUGACCACCAGCGCCAUCACCCUGGGCAUGUCCUUCUUCAGCUUCAACAACAUCGUGGCCGCCGCAAACUUCCUCUACAGCCUCGGCAUGCUCCUUGAGUUCGCCGCCUUCAUCUGGCUCCGCAUCAAGCGGCCGGACCUGUCCCGGCCGUACCGCGUGCCGGCCCGCCUCCCCGGCGCCGUGGCGCUGUGCCUCGUGCCGUCGGCGUUCCUCGUCUUCGUCAUGGCCAUCGCCGGCUGGAAGGUGUACGCCAUCAGCGCCGCGUUCACGGCCGCCGGGGUCGGGGUGUACUACCUCAUGCGGUUCUGCAAGGAACGGGGGUGCCUCAGGUUCAGCGACGGUGGCGACGAGGGGGCGGCGGCGGCGUACCACCAGCGCCAGGGCAGCAGGAACGGUGAUGUCUGACGACAUCAUCAAUCGUACUGACAUCUACACCCUGUUCUUUUUUGGUGCCUGCAGCUCGAUCCGGCGUUGCUGCGAUGUGUAAUGAUUGUACUGGGGUCGUGCUCGUGCAAAAAUGCAUAGGAAUUUCCGGAUCUGUAGCAAGGUCUUUUCAGGGUUUGGCUGGCUGGCAUUGCUGAC
Setaria italica (foxtail millet) is the source of this 2074-nucleotide messenger RNA. Its product is annotated as probable polyamine transporter At3g13620. The coding region runs from base 422 to 1897 and encodes 491 amino acids. Lineage: Eukaryota; Viridiplantae; Streptophyta; Magnoliopsida; Poales; Poaceae. The transcript has 2 exons. Gene Ontology annotation, molecular function: transmembrane transporter activity. The record is from RefSeq and is a predicted model, not a curated record. Gene Ontology annotation, biological process: transmembrane transport. Gene Ontology annotation, cellular component: membrane.